GUGUAUCACUCCAAGCAGGUCGGCGCAUGGGAGCGGAAUCGCGGUGGCGAGGGCGUGCAGUGGCGUCGGGCUCACGGGCGCGUGCAGGUCAUCAAAACGUCAGGGUUUUCUUUGAAGGCCAUUGCCAACAACGCGGUGGCGGGAGAAGACAACCCGUACACGAGGGAGUACGCCAAAUACACGGCGAAGAAAUGCGCUACGCAUGCAUGCUUUGCGAACUACAAGGAGGAGGAGAUCAGGGUGGGAGCAUGGGGGGCAACGCACGCACUGCAUGGGUUUGCAUGCGUGCACGACGGCGUCGAGAGCGACAUCGACGACUUGACGGAGGACGGCAACGUGCACAUCGACACUGUCUGCAGCCGAGACAAGCAUGGCCUUCUCAGGAAUGCCAUCGAGGUGGGCGUCAAGUUCGCGGUCGUGAAGUGGGUUGUCCACGCAGCGUUGCCGAGCGCUGCUCAUGUCGCCGGCGGUGCCCUGAACACCGUGCAGCAGACGUCCGAAGGCGAGACAUGGUACCAUAACCUUUUGAGCAUCGUCGACGCCGCGUCGCCCAUGGGCCCGCAGCCUGACUUCAAAGAGGUGACCAAGAAGGUUUUGAAGUCUCAACCCCCCAGGGCUGUGGACGUGCCAGACAUGGUCGAGUACGUCAAGAAGUGGGGCGGCAUGCCCAGCGGCGGCUUGAUCAAGGAGCUCACGCCUCUUCUGGACCACUUCGCGCCUUCCGACCGCGCGGUGUCAGGCAGCAUGUUCAAGGCUGUGGCUGAUUUGAAAUUCCCUAUUGACGCCAUGCCUGCACGCGUGAUAAAUGCUGUGCUCUUUCGGCACGCGGCGUCCGACGAGAACGUGCACGACGGCUUCGCCAGGAACGUCACGAGCAAGGACUUGGCUACGCUGAGCAAGCCUGAGAAGCGCGCCACAGUGAUGAAGGCGAACGGCGCCCUCAUGCGCGCCAAGGCGAUGCUCGCCGAGUCGUCCAUGGACCCAGCCGCCGUGGAGGCGACCAAGGGCGAUCUGAUGAUCGAAGUCGUAGGCUUCCAUCUCGAGAGGAACAAGGACAAGGGCAAAGGCAAGGGCGUCGGCAAGGACAAAGGCAAGCAGCCCACCAGUCUGCAGGCGAUCCUCGAGAAGUUCGUAAUGAAGCUGGGCGAGGGCGCGGCGGCGAUGCAGCUGCCAGCCGAUGUCGCUGAAUAUCCUUCGGCAUCUGGCGGCGCGAACUUCGUGCAGCGCACCGAGGGCGGCGAGACGUCGGGCCUGGGCAAGACGACCGCGCUCAACAAGGACAUCGCGGAGGGCGUGCACCUGCAACUUCGCAAGCCCCGUGCUGUCGUGUCCGCUGCAAUGCAGGACAUGUGGAAAAUCGUCGACGUCUCGGAUGGCGGGGUGGUCAGCUUCAAGAUGGUGAAACCAGAUGGCACUAUUGACGACACGACAAUUUCCAAGACAUUGUCGGACAUCGAGGAGACGUACAAGACGUGCAAGGCGAAGGAGUUCGUAGGAGGCUACCCUGGCAACGAUGCGGCCAACGACAAGGACAUGGCCAACCAUGAGUUCAAGGGCAUGGUGUUUGGCGCCUUGAACGCGCUCCUUCGGAAGUACGGCGUGCAGAGCGCGCUCCCCAUGCAAAGGCCAUGCAGGGCAGCCCUGGCGUCCAAGGCGUUCGGCGUGGGAAGUUACGUCGCCGUGCCUGCUUCUCGGUCAAUUGCACCGCAGUCCGAGACCAUCAAAACGUGCCCGCCCAAGGCAAUCGAGGCCGCCAUUCCAGUCGACGGCGCGCCGAAGAUGUUCAUCAUGCCAACGCCUCCGACCGACGAGUUCACGUGCCAGUUCUGGUGCAUGCGAGUGGAGUCCGGCAAGUCCUUGUGCAACUGCGAGCUCAAGGAGUUCAGUGCGAGGUGGGGGGGGGGGCGCCCCGUGGUUGGUGAUCGGAGCGUCAGCCCGAACAUUGACAUCGUCAUCCUUUGCGCGACGAACUUCAAGAAAGUCGCCGCUUACGAUGAGCUCGUGCUUCACAUGGAUGCCGCGGAGACUAAGACGAAGGACACAAUCUCGGGGCCCGUCCUCGAGUCCAAGAGGGUGUUCGCAGAGAUGGCUUUCCGCAUCGAGCCAGCGGUGCGCGUCACCAGCGACGAUGGCGCCAGCGUGUACCUCUGCGCACGCGAAGUUGAGGGCGAGAGGUUUUUCAAUUUGUCCAAGGGCAGGGUUGCUGACCAGCUGUUCCUACACGGCCUCCGCAGCAAGGAAUGCGACAGGCCAGUCAGUCGGACGACGAUUGUCCAGGACAUCCGUCAGCUCAAGGACAGUCUGGUGUACAAGGAGUGCAAGGCCAAGAACAAGCGUUGGAAUCGGCAAUCGAGCGUGCUUCUCAUCACGGCUGAGGACUCGUUCAAGGAGAUCACGCUGCCUGCCGUUGGCGAGGAGCCCUCCCGCAACAUGAAGGUCGUCCUUAACAAGCCUGGCGCGCCUGACCUUCUCGCGGAGCUCGACACCGACACGCUCGCGUACCUGGGGAGGGUGAUGCUGGCGCAGUUCAACGCUCAUGACGGUGUCACCCCAAAGAAAGAUAGGGACCCCUUGUUCGAGCACAUGUGCCUCGCGAGCAUGGGCGUCACCACGAAGAACGGUCGGGACUGCGUUCGGGCAUUCAAGAAGUUGGGCGAGAACGGCAAGGCCGCCAAGUACAUCAGGCUUGACGAGCACGAUCAUUCGCUGGAGAAGGCUGCGCAGCGCGCCCAGUCUUGGCAGCUCGGCGAGGUCGCGCCCCAAGGUCAUGCCGAUCAGCCUGAUGAGGGCGUUGGCCAGGAAAGCGAUCAAGAUGCCGACCAGCCUCAAGAGCCCGAUCAAGAUGCCGACCAGCCUCCAGAGCCCGUUGAGACGCCUGUGAAGGCGGAGCGCGGCAUCAAGCGCUAUUUCACUCCCCGCGCGCCCAGCCUCAUCGCCAAGUGA
Prorocentrum cordatum is the source of this 2943-nucleotide messenger RNA. Lineage: Eukaryota; Dinophyceae; Prorocentrales; Prorocentraceae. The record is from the annotation of a GenBank genome assembly.